CAUAAACUGCUUACCCACAGCUCAUGCAUAAAACAGCACACGGUGUAGCAGUGAGAAAGAAGCGCAGCACCCAGCCGCACAUUCACACCGCAGACACGCAAACAUGGCUCUUGACAUUGACACUUGGGACCUUGCAUGCGAGUUCAAUAACACAAGCCACCGCACAGAGCUGAAUGGCACCGAUCGCCUGAUAGUGAGGAGAGGACAGCCAUUCACCAUCAACCUCAACCUCCGCUCUGGCUCCUACGAGCCUGGAGUCCAUCAGCUCCACAUCACAGCAGAGACAGGGCCUGAUCCUGUGGAGCAGUAUGGUACCAAAGCUGUGUUUGGCCUGAGUGGUGAUAUUGAUGAUACACAGUGGAGCGCUGCAGUAACCAGUCCUCCUGGGGACAUUGUCUCCUUGUCCAUCUGUUCUGCCCCUGAUGCACCAAUCGGCAGCUACACCAUGAUUCUAGACGGCAGGAUUCAGUUUAAAUUGAUACUACUGUUCAACCCCUGGUGCCCCCGAGAUGCUGUGUACAUGAACAGCGAGAAGAAUCUGGAAGAAUAUGUUUUAGCUCAGGAUGGGAUCAUCUACAAGGGUGAUGCCAAAUAUCCCAUCCCUUCAGCAUGGUAUUUUGGCCAGUUUGAAGAAGGCAUUCUGGAUGUGUGCCUAAGAAUUCUGGAUGUGAACCCUAAGUACCGGCGUAACCCUGGGAAAGAUUGUUCUGGUCGCAGAAACCCUAUUUAUGUCUCUCGAGUGCUUAGUGCUAUGGUGAACAGUAAUGACAGAGAUAAUGGGGUACUGGAAGGCUGCUGGAAGCAAACUUUUGAAGGUGGAGUCAGUCCCAUGUCCUGGAGAGGGAGUGUGGAGAUUCUCAAGACUUGGAACUCCACUUCUUGCCUGCCUGUCCGCUUUGGCCAGUGCUGGGUGUUCGCUGCAGUUGCCUGCACUGUGUCUCGAGCACUGGGUAUCCCCUGCAGAGUGGUGACGAACUACCUCUCAGCCCAUGACACCAACAGCAACCUGGUGAUUGAGCGCUAUGUGGAUGAAAAUGGCCAGCUGCUGAACACCACCAGAGACAUGAUCUGGAACUACCAUUGCUGGGUGGAGAGCUGGAUGGCUCGUCCUGAUCUGAAAGCAGGCUUUAAUGGCUGGCAGGCCAGUGACCCCACACCCCAGGAGAAGAGCGAGGGGGUAUACUGCUGUGGUCCAGUCCCAGUGCAAGCCAUAAAGGAGGGAGAGCUACUGUGCAAGUAUGAUGCCCCGUUUGUGUUCUCGGAGGUAAAUGCAGAUGUGGAGACCUUCCUGAAGUACAAAGAUGGCAACACAAGAAAGAUCAUCACUACUACUGUGGUUGGCCAGGAAAUCAGCACUAAGAGUGUUGGAAGUGACAAGCGAGAGGACAUUACCCAUCUUUACAAGUAUCCAGAAGGCACUGCUGAAGAACGAGAGGUAUUUAAAAACGCCAACCAUCAAAACAAACUUCUAAAACAGCCAGUCAACACCGGCCUACAUGUCACCAUCAAGGUCAGCACGGAAAUGAGGAAGGGCUGUGAUUUUGAUGUCUUUGCCUUGGUUUCCAACCAGACAUCGGUGUUAAAAAAGUGUCGUCUGGUGUUUGCUUCUCGUGCCAUUGCUUAUGAUGGCACUAUAGGGCAGGAAUGUGGAUUUAAAGACCUGCUCAAUGUCGAGUUACAACCUGGAGGAGAGCGGAAGGUCCCACUGAGGCUGAACUACAGUAAAUACUGCAAUGCAAUAACACAGGACAACCUGAUCCGCCUGGGUGCUCUGCUGAUUGACUACAGCACCAGAGAAGGCAUUCUGGCUAUGCGCACUAUUGUCCUUGACAACCCAGAGAUCAAGAUAAGGAUCCUGGGAGAACCCAAAGAGAACCGUCAGCUGGCUGCAGAACUCACGGUGCUGAACACACUGCCAGAGGCUUUAAAUGCAUGCUGCUUCAGCAUUGAGGGAGCCAACCUCACUGGAGGCAAGACUAUUACUAAGAGUAUUUCAACCAGUGUUGAACCUGGACAAGAAGUCAAGGUCAAAAUCUACUUCACACCCACCCAUUAUGGCUUGCGCAAACUACUGGUGGAUUUUAACAGCGACAAACUUGGUCCCGUAAAAGGGUUCAGGAAUGUUAUCAUCGGCAAAUAAAGGUUCUAGAUCACUCCAGCACUUGCUUCAAGGAAAACCAAAUGAAAAUGGCACACAUUGUAGAUCAAGAAUGUUACAAGCCUAAUGUGUCAUUUCUGGGUGCAUGCACAAGUUUGUGUUUGGAAGAAAAAAGGUUUGCACCAAAAGCAUUUUUGUCAGCUGUAUCAAGUCAUUUUAACCAGCGUUUCCAUUUUAACCAACCUUUCUAUUUUAACCAACGUUUCCAUUUUAACCAGCAUGUAAAUCCCCACCAGUUUUGUUUUUAGUUACAUGAGACGGUCAUUAAAUACUUGAAGAAAUGAUGGAUGUUUUCAACGUUAAAGAAACAUUUUAUUGCUAUGGUUUUCCUUUGUAAAUCAGUCCUUGUCCCUGACACAAGUCUCUGUCACUGCUAUGAAUGGUUAAUAUGUAACCAAGCCUUUUUGUUGCUUAUACUGUAUGUGUUUACACAAGUAAGUGCCCUGUGUACAUAUUUUGGAGUAUAAAGCAGGUUGAAAAAGGAAAGCUGAGAAAAUUAUCUUAUUCCCCAGAUGUCUUUGUGUGUCCUACUUGGCUAACUCAGUAUGACAUCAGUGUAACUAUACGGCCUAUAGAUCUUUUAUAGAAUUUUUUAAAUAGGAUUUUUCUUUAUAGGAAGUCUAAACUGCAAUGAUUCUAUAAACAUGUUACUAUCAUCUUAUAACUAAGUGCCUUACUCGACAACUUUAAAUACAGCAUUAUGCUUGAAGCCCUCUUUGCUGCUGACUGUGUAAGCGUCUAGGUUUCUGUAAGGAGGCCAAGUGCUAAAAUGUGACUGUCGGACAGUAUACACAAAUGAUAAUAUUCUAAAUGUUUCCGAUGAUUAGAAGUCAGUGUGUACACCUUUUAUAGUAUUGUUGAAGCAUGUAUUUUUCUGUGAAGCAGUUACUCUCCAUUAAAGUCUUAUAUCACCAAGA
Molecule: messenger RNA, 3075 nt
Organism: Neoarius graeffei (lesser salmon catfish)
Lineage: Eukaryota; Metazoa; Chordata; Actinopteri; Siluriformes; Ariidae
Gene: tgm2b
Product: transglutaminase 2b
Exons: 13
Coding region: 104-2140 (678 amino acids)
Biological process (GO): peptide cross-linking
Molecular function (GO): protein-glutamine gamma-glutamyltransferase activity
Source: RefSeq, a predicted model, not a curated record